AUGACUGCGCGUGCCCUUAAGAGGGAACGGCUCCCUCGGCUGUACAAAGAUGUCCUUUCCAAGAAGCCAAAGGAGUAUUGGGACUACGAGAAGAUGAUAGUCAAAUGGGGAAAUUUGGAGCACUACGAGGUUACGCAGAAGAUCGGACGGGGAAAGUACAGUGAAGUUUUCACGGGCUACCAUGUGCCCACGAACAAGAAAUGUGUGAUCAAGAUUCUGAAGCCCGUGAAGAAGAAGAAGAUCAAGCGUGAAAUCAAGAUUCUUCAAAACGUCAGCAAGGGACCCAACAUUGUGGCAUUGCUGGACGUCGUCCGCGACCCGCUGACAAAAACACCCUGCCUCAUUUUCGAGCACAUUAACAACACGGACUGGAAGAGCCUUUAUCCCAAACUGACGCCGCACGACAUCAAGUUCUACUUGUACCAGGUCCUCAAGGCGUUGGACUACAGUCAUUCACAGGGCUUGAUGCAUCGAGACGUCAAGCCGCACAAUGUCAUGAUUGAUCAUGACAAGCGCGAGGUCCGUCUGAUAGACUGGGGCUUGGCGGAGUUCUACCACCCGCUGACAGAGUACAACGUGAGGGUGGCCUCGCGGCACUACAAGGGACCGGAGCUGCUUGUGGACGAUACGUUCUACGACUACUCUUUGGACAUCUGGAGCUUCGGCUGCAUGCUCGCAGGAAUGAUCUUUCGAAAAGAGCCUUUCUUUGCUGGGGCCGACAAUGUCGACCAGCUAUACAAGAUUGCGAAGGUGUUAGGAACGGACCUCCUCAACGACUAUCUCGAUGCAUACGACUUGGAGCUCGAGUUGGAAGUGGAGCAACGCUUGGGGACGCUGCCACGAAAGCAGUGGUCCGCCUUCAAAAACAAGGACAAUGCAGAGCGUUGCUCUCCAGAGGCACUGGAACUCAUUGACAAGAUGCUGCGCUAUGACCCGGCCGCCAGAGUCCUCCCAAAAGAGGCGAUGCAAGACCCGUACUUCGAGGAAGUCCGCAAGCAGGAUUCGGGCAAGUGA
Symbiodinium sp. CCMP2456 is the source of this 1014-nucleotide messenger RNA. NCBI's taxonomy places the organism in Eukaryota, Dinophyceae, Suessiales, Symbiodiniaceae. The record is from the annotation of a GenBank genome assembly.